Molecule: messenger RNA, 563 nt
Organism: Pomacea canaliculata
Lineage: Eukaryota; Metazoa; Mollusca; Gastropoda; Architaenioglossa; Ampullariidae
Exons: 4
Coding region: 111-563 (150 amino acids)
Source: RefSeq, a predicted model, not a curated record
GUGACCCAGUCACGAGGUCUUUAGGUUUGUGUGGACCUGCAGAAUGUUACCUGGAAAUAUUCUACGUGGUGCAACAUCAUAACGGAGUGGUGUUCCAGAACUUUGCAGGAAUGGAGCUUCAGGUGCCUUGUACCGUCCCUCAGUCGGUGGUGAGCACAGCGUCAGGCUGUACGAUGAGAUGUAAGGCCUUCCCAUCAUGCCGAGCGGGCUCGUACAACAAGGCAACAGCCAGGUGUUGUCUCAGCUCCCUUCUGGCCUACGAACAAGGCGCCACUUACCUGGAGAACGAGGACAGCACCUACUUCCAGCCUGUCACAGACACGGUGCGGUAUGACAACUGGACGCUGGUGUUCCGGGUGCUGGCGGGCAGCGGCCAAGAGACUUACGCCACCUGGACGAGCACUGGCCUCCAUCAUGACCACUGGCUGGGGUCAAAGGACAUGGAGCUGGGAUGUGUGAGCAUGAACGCCUCAAAGCCCUGCAACACUUUGUUCCGAAGUCAACUGCUGGACGACUGGCAAAAACUCAACGUGAAGAAGAUUUUCAGACAUUGGGGAAAUUGA